Messenger RNA from Chara braunii, 850 nucleotides. The record is from the annotation of a GenBank genome assembly. Lineage: Eukaryota; Viridiplantae; Streptophyta; Charophyceae; Charales; Characeae.
CGCAUGAUUUGCGUGUAGACAACACUGCUGAUAGCAGUGAAUACAGUUUGAGAAAAGUGGUUGGUUGGAUGUGCAUAGAAGGGAUGUCCGAUGAAGGCGACGUGGAUAUGACAAAGCAGCAGAAGGGUGGAACAUACAUGCCAUCCGAUUUCAAGCAGACGCUGAUGACACAGACGAAGAAAUGGGGAAUGCUUGUUGAAGGUUCUAAGGACGAGAUGAAGAGCGGUGCAGCAGAAAUUUUAGUACUCUCGCGUUUGAAGGACAUACCGCAAGCUCCCCCACAAGACUUCCAAGAACUUCCAGUAAUUAUUGCAAACGGGGUGGAGUAUGUUUUACUCGACCAACUGGUGGAUUUCAUGAAAAAGAAACCUGACGAUCGGAAUGUCAUACAUGAGGCAUUGCAUGAUGUGACAGAGCAAGCACUGGCGGGCAAGGACCUCAUUACGUACAGGGUGCGGAGUGUGGACGAUGAUGUUGUAUGUGGUACUCCAUUGUGGGAUGGAAUGUUCAUGACAGUUUUGCAUCACCUCAGCAUUGCGACUUCUGAGGUGGAUAGAAAUAGGUUAAGGAAAGAAGGAUGGAAGUUGGUGGCCAGGGAAGCAGAUGUUGCACUUCAUGCAGCAGAUGGACAUGCUUCAGCAGACGAAGAAAUUGUGAGAACAACCUCCAUCGUGCGUUCUCCAAUAAACACAAUGUCGACGAAGGAGGUAAAAGAAGAAGAUGUGUUCAAUGAGUGGACAAUGACAGAACAACAACGGAAAUGAGGGUUCGAAGACUCUUCUUUACCGAUCGAUUUCGAACAUGAGAUCGAAGAAACAAGAGUGAUCAACAAUGAAAAAGAUGCGAGGGC